Molecule: messenger RNA, 927 nt
Organism: Dentiscutata erythropus
Lineage: Eukaryota; Fungi; Glomeromycota; Glomeromycetes; Diversisporales; Gigasporaceae
Source: the annotation of a GenBank genome assembly
AUGGGUCAAACACUUUCAGAACCAGCUAAAGAAAAACUCACAUUUUCCGAUCAUGACGACCGCAUACUGUAUGCUUCAUCUUCCAUGCAAGGCUGGCGUAUUAGUAUGGAAGACGCUCAUACUACUCAAUUAAAGCUUCUUGAUAAAAAAGAAUAUAGUUACUUUGGCGUGUUCGACGGCCACAGUGGACAAAAAGUAGCAAAAUACAGUGAAGAAAAUCUUCAUGUUCGUAUCGCAAAUGAUUCUAAGUUUGAGACAGAUAUUAUAAGUGCAAUAAAGAAUGGUUUUUUGGGAACAGACGACGAUAUGAAAAAUAAUCCCAGUUUACAAAAUGAUCCUUCAGGAUGUACCGCAGUUAUAGCUAUUGUAACACCAGAUAGUGAAAUAUACGUCGGAAAUGCAGGAGAUUCUCGUGCUGUUCUCAGCGAGGAUGGUGUGGCAAUCCCAAUGUCAGAUGAUCAUAAGCCCAGUAAUCCAGACGAAUCUGAUCGAAUUACGGAAGCUGGUGGAUAUAUAGAAUUUGGGAGAGUUAAUGGAAACUUGUCAUUGUCACGUGCUCUUGGUGACUUCGAAUUUAAGCAAAAUACAAAAUUAGGCGCAGAAAAACAAAUUGUAACAGCAUAUCCUGAUGUUAAAAAACACGGGAUUAAAAUUGAAUCUACAGAGUUUUUAGUCUUAGCCUGUGAUGGUAUAUGGGACUGCCUUAAAUCGCAAGAUGUGGUUAGCUUUAUUCGCAAAAACAUUGCUGAACAUAACGAUCUCAAGAGAGCUUGUGAAGAUUUAAUGGAACGGUGUUUAUCUGAAACUGGUGAUGGCAGCAUCGGCACUGAUAACAUGACUAUAAUCAUUAUUGGAUUCCUCUAUAACAAAACUGAAACAGAAUGGUAUAAAUGGAUGACAAGCAGAUAUGGUGAAAUAGAGAUUUGA